This is a messenger RNA of Mesoplodon densirostris (Blainville's beaked whale), 3863 nucleotides long. RefSeq names its product NIMA related kinase 7 (gene NEK7). Gene Ontology annotation, biological process: protein phosphorylation. Gene Ontology annotation, molecular function: protein kinase activity; ATP binding. Lineage: Eukaryota; Metazoa; Chordata; Mammalia; Artiodactyla; Ziphiidae. The coding region runs from base 134 to 1042 and encodes 302 amino acids. The transcript has 10 exons. The record is from RefSeq and is a predicted model, not a curated record.
GCCCCGCAGCCGCGUUGGUCAACUUCACAGAAUCCGUCCAAAGACUUGUGCGGUUCUGUGGUAUGAAGAAGAAUGUAACAGCGAUUGAAUUUAGUUCCUCAGAAGAGUUCUGAAGUUCCUGUUGCUUCAGACGAUGGAUGAGCAAUCACAAGGGAUGCAAGGGCCACCUGUUCCUCAGUUCCAACCGCAGAAGGCCUUACGACCGGAUAUGGGCUAUAAUACAUUAGCCAACUUUCGAAUAGAAAAGAAAAUUGGUCGCGGGCAAUUUAGUGAAGUUUAUAGAGCAGCCUGUCUCUUGGAUGGAGUACCAGUAGCUUUAAAAAAAGUGCAGAUAUUUGAUUUAAUGGACGCCAAAGCACGUGCUGAUUGUAUCAAAGAAAUAGAUCUCCUUAAGCAACUCAACCAUCCUAAUGUAAUUAAAUAUUAUGCAUCAUUCAUUGAAGAUAAUGAACUAAACAUAGUUUUGGAAUUAGCUGAUGCUGGUGAUCUAUCCAGAAUGAUAAAGCAUUUUAAGAAACAAAAGAGGCUAAUUCCUGAAAGGACCGUUUGGAAGUACUUCGUGCAGCUGUGCAGUGCCCUGGAGCACAUGCAUUCUCGACGAGUCAUGCACCGGGAUAUAAAACCAGCUAAUGUGUUCAUUACAGCCACUGGGGUCGUCAAACUUGGAGAUCUUGGGCUUGGUCGGUUUUUUAGCUCCAAAACCACAGCUGCACAUUCUUUAGUGGGUACACCUUAUUACAUGUCUCCAGAGAGAAUACAUGAAAAUGGGUACAACUUCAAAUCUGACAUCUGGUCCCUUGGCUGUCUACUGUAUGAGAUGGCGGCGUUACAGAGUCCUUUCUAUGGCGACAAAAUGAACUUGUACUCGCUGUGUAAGAAGAUAGAGCAGUGUGACUACCCACCUCUUCCUUCAGAUCACUAUUCAGAGGAGCUGCGGCAGUUGGUGAACAUGUGCAUCAACCCAGACCCAGAAAGGCGACCAGACAUCACAUAUGUGUACGACGUGGCCAAGAGGAUGCACGCCUGCAUGGCCAGCAGCUGAGCGCAUGGAUGGCGUGGAGGACGUAAGCAACCCAAGUUCAAGUAUUUCUGUGCAAAUCAUACCUCCCUGUUCUUGGGUGUUAAGAUUAAUAUUUCAGAGCUAGUGUGCUUUGAAUCCUUAACCAGUUUUCAUCUAAGCUUCAUUUUGUACCAAUUUAAGUCACCUUCUUGCAAACCCCAGUGACUUUGGAAUAAUCAGAUUGCGUGUUAGGAGAGCAAAUGGAACAUGAUGGUUUUUAAUGGCUAAAGACUUUUAGAAUUAUUUUGAGUUUUGUGCUGAUAAGUCGUGUUCAGGUAGACUCUCAGUGCCAAAUGUUGGCGGCUCGGCUUGGCCCCAUUGGGACAGACGUGCAGCCUGAGGAAGGUAUCUGAACAUGUGCCUUGUGUGCUGCUCUCCAGUCAUUUAUGGACAUUUGAGAUGAACCCAAUUGUGAACUUGUGAUUAUUUUUUUAGAAGUUUGAAGUAUGUGUGUUAGUUCUUAGCAUUGUAGCUUUCAAAUAGGGUUCUUAAAGAUAAAUGUAGACAUAUGAACUAUUUGAGAAGCAUUUAAAACUCUCAUAGAUUUAAAAUAGCUUAUACAUUCAAAAUGCAACUAUUAAAUGUGAAAAGAUUUGGGGAUAAAAUGUGAGUCAGACACUGAAGAGUUUUCUGCUUUAUUUUGUUUUAUUUUAAUAUCUUUGAAAUUCUCCUUGCAUUAAAAUGGUAUAAAUGAAUACAUUUAAAAAGUGGUUAAGGAUUUGUUUGGCUGGUGUGGUAGUAAUUUUCCAAGUUGCACAUUGCCCAAGGCUUUUUUGUGUGUUUUUACUAUUGUUUGUACAUUUGAAAAAUAUUCUUCGAAUAAUCCUGCAGUACUAUUUUCAAUUUCUUUAUAAAUUUAAAUGCUCUACUCAUGAUUGUACACUAUAGUGUAAGCAUAUGUUUUUAUUCAUAGAUUUUAUUGAAGUUCUGAUUGAUCCCCUUCCGAAAUUUUUUUUUAUUCUUCAAGUUACUUUCCUAUUUAUAUUGUACGUGCCUUUUAUCCACUAAUGUUUCAGAUUUUCUGACAACAUAAUAACCUUUAAAUAUUUGAUGUACCAACACUUUUCCUGGAUUGAAAACAUUUUUUUCAAUUUUGAAAAUUUGGGCCACUGUAUAUGCACGUGCAUUGUCUUGUUAGAAAGAGGGAUGUGCAUUGUACUGUAGCUGUGAAUGUUGAUGCUGUUUCAAUUUAUCCGACAAGGUUGUAACUUGAGAAUAUGUUUAAAGAAAUGAAAACUGGCCACUACCACAAACAGAAUUUUUAUGAGCUAAACAUUUCUAUUGAGAAGCUUUUAGGCAAAGUACUGUGUUCAUGCAUAAAGAUAACAGAGGUGGUAACACUUCGUUUAGUUUAAGGAAAUGGACAGAGUUUAGUAAAUGCUGUCAUGGAGAUGUUUUCCCUGAAUGCCUUCAUGUUAGUGGUGACCAGCUCCUCUCAGAGUUGUGAAGCCAAAAGGCUGCAUGGCAGUCACUGCCUAAGGACGCUAUGCCACCAUGUAACCUUGGGACAAUAAUCCUGCCAACAGGAAACCCUCAUGCUCAGAGAACACCUACCUUUAGCCCAUAUAACUGCUGGUUUUAUUUUUUCCACAGAAGUAUUUUUCUUACAAUCAUUUGUAAACUUUAAAAAUGUACAAAGGGCAAAAGUGUAAACUUUUUUUCUAAAUUUAGUCAGCUACAGUAUCUUAAUCAGUUCUGAAUGGAGGGUAAUUUUAUCCCGGGACAGACAGAGGAGAGCUGGUCAUUCCAUAUGUGAGGGCCGGACAUGCCGUUUCUCCCAGAUUCUGGUGACUUUGACUGCACUGGACGCCCGCACCCUCCUUCUCCAGAGUGACGAGGGGAAUUGUUUCUGUUGACCGUUAGUGUCAUGUUCAUUUUAAUGUAAUAUGAUUCAUGGAGAUGAAAUGUUCUCUAGUUGGAACAGAUACACUCCUUUUUCUUGCAAUCUUUAAAGAUACAUGGAUCUAAAAGUCAUCAGCUUAACCUCUCACAGGACUUCUAAGCAAAGAUUUAAACUUUUCGUUUAAGUGAAUCUAUCUGCUGGAAGGAAAUAGUUGGGAAGAAUUUAUUGAUCAGGGAAAUCCAUUAUUGUUUUCUACAUAUGGAAACUUUUUGUUUUGGAUAUUGUAUCUUUAAGUGUUCAUAUUUUUCUUGCAGAAACCACUGCACAUAACAAAUUUUAAUUUUGAAUGGGAUCAUUUCAAAGAAUUAUGAAGAUGAUUAAUUUUUAUAAUCACCUGUAAAAUGUUCUUUGUAUUUCUGUUUAUAAGUAAAUUUUGUAUUGAUUAAGUAAAACAUUUGAGUUGAUAUGAGGAACAGUAAAAUGAAAGGUCCAUCUGAUCAUAACCCUUAUUUUAGACUUUGGUACUAGUUCCCCAGGACACAACAUGGGGUGACUUUGUUUCAUAUGCUGAGGUUUAGGAAUGGUGGAUGAAGCAUAUCUCUGUAUAAAUAAAGCACUCAGCAAUGUGCAAUGAUUGUGAAUUUAGUAAGACAGGACAGCCACUUCAUGACCGCUUACCAUUCUACAUAGUGUCUAUUACAAAACACCAUUCUUGUAUCAAUAUACACUUCAGGUGUUACUGUUAACACCUGCAUAUUUAUUUUAACCAAAAUGUUAUUCAUAUUAAAUGUUUUUCUUUAAAAUGAAUGUAUUAUGUUUAUAACCCACGAAUGCAUCAUUAUCAUAUGCCUAUUUCAAUAGUACUGUAAUAUGGACUUCUUUUGUGAAGUACUUUUGUUUUGUUAUGCUACCAAUACACAUACUAAAAAGACUCAGUUGUUAGCUUUGAAAAUUGUAUAA